Messenger RNA from Vitis vinifera (wine grape), 2719 nucleotides. Its product is annotated as probable histone H2A.3. The record is from RefSeq and is a predicted model, not a curated record. Lineage: Eukaryota; Viridiplantae; Streptophyta; Magnoliopsida; Vitales; Vitaceae. Gene Ontology annotation, cellular component: nucleosome. Gene Ontology annotation, molecular function: DNA binding; structural constituent of chromatin; protein heterodimerization activity. The transcript has 2 exons. Bases 2106 to 2513 code for a protein of 135 amino acids.
UUUUUUUUUGCAGCUUCAAGAUAGCUACACGAGCAGUCGACUUAAAUGAGUAAUUUGAUCUUGCAAAGUUUCACAAAAAACAAGCAUAUCAUCUGCAAACAAUAGAUAGGAAACCUUCACCUCCUUUGCCAUACCUUCCCUUGGCUUGAAUCCCAUCAAAUAAUCACUCUCUCUUGCCCCCACCAAGAGACAACUAAGUGUUUCCAUACAAAUAAAUAAGGAGAAAGAGGUCCCGAUGUCUUAUAGCUUUACCUUUAGAGUUUUGUCUUAUAGCUUUACCUUUAGAGUUUUGUAAAAAGAGUGAGGGAUGCCAUUAAUUAGCAUGGGAAAUUUUGUUGUAGUAAUGUACCAUUUAGUCGAUCCAACCCAUUUUUUGGCCGAACUCUUUUCAAGAAUAGCUAGCAAGAUUCCCCAUUAUCUGGAGCUAUUACCCAUCAAUGCCUCAAUUUACAGGUUGCCGAAUUUAGUAGCGGAAUUGAUAAUGUAAGGGUUUCAUAGGGCUCUUGGAUGGUUUUACAUUCAAUUUUUUUUUUCCCAUGCACUAUGAUUAGCUGGAUAACAGACAGCUGCUGGAUCUGGAUGACUUCGAAGAAUUUGUAAUGUCUUGCUGUGUUUUCAGUAGUCGGACUAAACACAAACCUUUGUGUUAGUGAUUUAUUAUUGACACUAUAUAUUUUGUGUCUUCCCUAACUUCAGAUAAUUGUUAUUGGAAUUUAUUCUUUUGAUGUGGGGUAAUGCACUCCCCUGAAUGGGAAGUGAAACUAAUUUGAUUGAAAGAGGAAGGGCAGUUGAUAGUCAAGCUAAUUUUGGUUCUUUUUAUCUUGUUCUCUUUUUGACUUCCAGGGACUCAUGCAAUUUUGUUCUUUCAUUUGGAAUUUAUGAGUAACAAAACUCACCUGCCGCCCCAAAACCCUAAAAUGGUUAGGGCUAAACGGUUGAAUGAAGAAAUAAUUUGUUGCUAUUUUGGCAAGGAUUUUGAAGAAUUUUCGGGAGCUUCUUAGAUGUUCUUUUAACUAAAUAUUUCACAUGAAGAAUGUGAUCGUAACCCUACUAUCUCCCUAAUUGUUGUUGCUAAUGAGCAUGAUAUAUAUAUAUUAUGAAUGCAAUGUUUUUGUUCAACAUGAUAUCGGGUGUGUGGUUUGUGUAUGGGUAAAAUUUAUUAAGAGUAUGUUUGAUAAUGAUUUUAGGAAGUAUUUUUAUUAUUUAUAAUAUCAAAAGAUACAAAUUUUUAAAUAUUAAAAAUUAUCUUUUAAAAUCAUUAUCAAACAUAUUCUAAAUUCAAAAUGGCUAAUGGCGGUUGUUUUCACUUUUCACACUUUUCAUAUGCCGGAUAUAUCUCUCCACGGAAGGGAGGAGAGGCGAGAGUACCUCCCUCCGUUUCUCUCACCCAAUGUUUUGAAUAUAAAUUCAAGUAAGUUAAAAGACUUUAAAUUUGAGAUGUAUUAGUUUGGUAGGGCAUCUAUUAUAUGAUUUUAUUUUUUAAAUAUAUUACUUUUGCUCAAACAUCCCUUAUUUUUUAAAUAUUUUAUUUUAACCUGGGGUCGUACUACUCCACUUUGUGCGUUGAAUUCUAAUCCUUAGAAAAAUGAAAAAUCAACCCCGUCAUGACAAUGAAUUAGCAGGUAUUAUUGUUUAUUAUGUUUCUAUAAUAUCCAAUAUUUUUAAAUAUUACUUGGUUGAAAAAAAAAUAAAAAAAUAAAUAAUAUCUCAACUUUAAGCUCCAUUCUAACCCUACUAAUUAUGGGAAUGGUUCCUAUUUAUGGCUCACUUCAGCGCUGCUGUAGGCCCAUUACAUGCUCUCAACUAUCUUCGCCGAAAACUUCGGAUAAGGAUAAUUUUGUCUUUUCAUCCCCGUAAAAAAAUCUUUAUUUCCCGCCUCCCCAAACCCCUAUGCGCAGUGCGCUAAAUCACAGUCACAUCCAGCCAUCCAAUGCGUUGAAAUCGACGGACAGAGAUUGCGAUCCGCGUGACUCUACUUGAUUGGCUGAUACUUCACCGAUGCGCCUAUAUAAUAAAGGUCUCCACAGUGCACUUUCCAUCGAAACACCUAAUCCUUUCUCUCCUUUUUUCCCCAAGGAUCGCAACUCACAUCCCCUGAAACAACUAUGGCUGGAAGAGGAAAAUCGUUGGGCGCUGGCGCUGCCAAAAAGGCCACUUCCCGGAGUAGCAAGGCCGGUCUCCAAUUCCCCGUUGGUCGUAUCGCCCGCUUCCUCAAAGCUGGCAAGUACGCCGAGCGCGUCGGCGCCGGCGCUCCGGUCUAUCUUGCAGCCGUCCUCGAGUAUCUUGCUGCCGAGGUACUGGAAUUGGCUGGGAACGCAGCGAGAGACAACAAGAAAACCCGUAUUGUGCCUCGCCAUAUUCAACUGGCGGUGAGAAACGACGAAGAGCUCAGCAAAUUGCUCGGGUCGGUCACUAUUGCCAACGGCGGUGUGAUGCCCAACAUUCACAAUCUCUUGUUGCCCAAGAAAUCUAGUUCUUCCAAAGGCGGUGCAGCAGCUGAUGAUGAUAACUGAGCCAAUCGAUUCUCAUGAAGUACAAAACGAGAACAUAGGAGCAGUAGUUAGGAGUUCGCAUUUGAUUUUUAGUGUCUCUUUGGUUUUUUUUUUCCCCUUCUUUUUGGGAUUAGGGUUUCAUUCUUGCCUGUGUAGAUUGGUGAAAAUAGCUUAAGCUGAUGUACUACUUCAAUCAAUCAACGAAAGAAUCGGUAAUUUUCUUCCAA